Messenger RNA from Fukomys damarensis (Damara mole-rat), 2649 nucleotides. It is a transcript of the gene Abhd13, whose product is annotated as abhydrolase domain containing 13. The transcript has 2 exons. The coding region runs from base 410 to 1423 and encodes 337 amino acids. Lineage: Eukaryota; Metazoa; Chordata; Mammalia; Rodentia; Bathyergidae. The record is from RefSeq and is a predicted model, not a curated record. Gene Ontology annotation, molecular function: palmitoyl-(protein) hydrolase activity. Gene Ontology annotation, cellular component: membrane.
GAGCAUUUUUGCUUCAUGUAUCUCAAGGCUCUGUGCAUUCUCUGUCCUUGGAAUUUCUGUGUGUUUGCAUCACACUUGGCUCCGGUGUCUUAUUAUCGGGUCACAGUGUCUGUCACACUUACCCUAAGUACCCUCUCAUCCCAUCGUGGCAGUCUGUGUCCCUCAGCCCAGGUCUCGCCUGUCAUCACGUCAGGGAUCCGUGCUGACCCCCGCGGGGACUACGUGAAGAUACCCAGUAGCUCAGGACUACUAGCCAUCUCACCACAUUCACUUUAAGUUGGACGUGAAAAGCAGCUCACUUUGUUAAACCUUUUACUUAAGUGUAAUGUAGUUUUGGAAUCCACCUGUGAAAUAUUAUUUAAGGUUAUGAAAAAAACUUCAGCUGCCAGGACACUUACGGAGAGCUAUCAUGGAAAAGUCCUGGAUGCUGUGGAACUUCGUUGAGAGAUGGCUAAUAGCCUUGGCUUCGUGGUCUUGGGCUCUCUGUCGUAUUUCUCUCCUACCAUUAAUAGUGACUUUUCAUCUGUAUGGAGGCAUUAUCUUACUUUUGUUAAUAUUCAUAUCAAUAGCAGGCAUUCUCUAUAAAUUCCAGGAUGUAUUGCUUUAUUUCCCAGAACAGCCGUCGUCUUCGCGCCUCUAUGUUCCCAUGCCCACUGGUAUUCCACACGAAAACAUUUUCAUUAGAACCAAAGACGGAGUGCGUCUGAAUCUUAUUUUGAUAAGAUACACUGGAGACAAUUCACCCUAUUCCCCAACUGUAAUUUAUUUUCACGGGAAUGCGGGCAACAUAGGUCACAGGUUACCAAAUGCAUUGCUUAUGUUGGUCAACCUCAAAGUGAAUCUGCUGCUGGUUGAUUAUCGAGGGUACGGAAAAAGUGAAGGAGAAGCGAGUGAAGAAGGACUCUACUUAGAUUCAGAAGCCGUACUAGACUAUGUGAUGACCAGGCCUGACAUCGAUAAAACGAAAAUUUUUCUUUUUGGCCGUUCCUUGGGAGGAGCGGUGGCUAUUCAUCUGGCUUCUGAAAAUUCACAUAGGAUUUCAGCCAUUAUGGUGGAGAACACAUUUUUAAGCAUACCGCAUAUGGCCAGCACUUUAUUUUCCUUCUUUCCAAUGCGUUACCUUCCUUUAUGGUGCUACAAAAAUAAAUUUUUGUCCUACAGAAAAAUUUCUCAGUGCAGGAUGCCUUCCCUCUUCAUCUCCGGACUCUCUGACCAGUUAAUUCCCCCCGUGAUGAUGAAGCAGCUGUCUGAGCUUUCCCCGUCUCGGACUAAGAGACUGGCCAUUUUCCCAGACGGAACGCAUAACGACACGUGGCAGUGCCAAGGCUACUUCACUGCGCUUGAACAGUUCAUCAGAGAAGUCAUCAAGAGCCACUGUCCUGAAGAAAUGACGAAAGCGUCCUCCAGUGUCACGAUUAUAUGACAGCUCUUUGACUAACGCACUGUAUUUUAAUUUGUGCAGAAGGAUAAAGAAGGUUCCUUCCUAGAAGUGUGUUAUGUCUUGUCUGAAAGUGACAUUAAACUUAGAAGGGACCUCCGUGCUCCUUUAUAAUGAUCCAUAUCAUUUUUUACAUUUGAGGAACUGUCAUUCUUGGGGUUAUUUCAUACAUUUUCAUCAAAACUUUGAAUGUGGGUAUGUAGCCAUAAUUUUAGUUUAAUAUGUCAGUGUAAUAGAUUAUUCAAAAGUUUCUUGUUGCUUAAAUGGCAUAAUCUGUUACACUUAGGUUAAUAGCUGGAUGUUGAAGGCGAUGUGUAAACAAGAAACCUUUGGUAAAUUCGUAAUUCCUUUAGUAAAUAUCGGGACAAUCAUGGUAAGCAAACUUAGUUCUGCAACUGUAUUUUUCACCUUACAAGUUAAAUGAAAUGCAUGAUCGUAUUUUAUUCCUUGACUUAUGCAAUGCAACAUUUUUACUGUAAAUAGCACUGGUCAUAGACCAAUGUAUAUGGGUACCUGGGUUAUAUCUAUUUUUAUGUAAACUCUAUUUUGGUUUUGGCAGGAAGUGAAAUGAGGCCCGUGUGCAGGUUGUCUUUGAAUUUUGUUCUGGUGAAUGCUGAGAUACAGCUUUUUCUUACAAAUAAAUGGGACCCUAUUUUCCAAUAUAAAUGUACCAUGUUUUUUGUGAGAUAGCCUGGAUCAUGGCAGGUACAAACUGAAACUUAGAAUUUAUUGCAGCUUUCUGUGCACAUUUGGACUUUUUAACAUUUGUAAUUUUGCUGGCAAAGAGAAUUUUAGCUGCUGUGAGUUUUGUAAGUCUACAGGUGAACUGCUAAUAGUGGUCAUAGUGAAAAUCCGAAUUUGCUUAAGACUUAAGUUAGGAAGACUUGUUACACGAUUGUACAUACUAUCUUGGUAAUUCUUACAUUUAAGUCCUAGUACCUAGGGUAUACCUAGUCCACCAAAGGCCAAGAUAAUACUUAUUGGACUUUUUAAAGAUAAGUAAAAGUUAUAAAUCAGAAGCAAGCAGUGUUCUUAGCUUAAUGUUCCAUUUGCUUUGAAAUAGAAUUUCAUCAAAAGACAGCUUUAGAAAGUCUUACAUUUUUAUUUUUUAAUUUUUUACAUGUGAGAAUGAAGGAAGUCUAGAGAUUUUUGACACAACCUACGACCACAUUUAACAAUUAAAUGGCUAUAGGUGGGAAGUAGUAUUUAGA